UGGAAUGAAAACCUGCAGCCACACGGCCCUUUACUGGAUCAGUUUGACACAUAUGUACUAGACACAGUCUUCUCUACACCAACAGGAUUUGUGUUAACAUACCGCUGUGUUUAGCUGAAGAGGUUUGGACUGGUGUAGAAAGGCUGGUGUUGGUCCACUGUAUCUCCUUCAGCUCAGGGUUGACCUGGUCCACCUCUCUUUCUGGCUUAUUCCUCAUUCACUUGCAUCCGGUCAUGAGACUGUGUUAGACCGGGAAACAAAAUCUUCUUCCAUGUGCUGUCAGUGGAGGCCUCAACAGAAAUAUUCCUGGAGUAUAACAAAGCCACUCUUUGUAGGAAGAAAUGUUGCUGCUGCACUCAAGUUCCAGCUUCACCACAUGACCCGUGAAGUACUGCCCUUUUAAACCAUCCAAGGGCAGAUCAAGCCGACAUUCAGAAGACGACCACACGCUCGACCACAUCUUGGACAGAGGCCUGAUCCACGUCAGUAUGGACCUUAGAUUCCUGUUUAUAGCUUCGGCUCUCCUGCUGGGGGCCACGCUCACCAUCUCACAGGAAGACAGCACCUCACAGUGCAAAAUCAAAUGGUUGUUCAACAUCUCGUGCGAAACUGUCUUUGAAAAGGUGGUGAGCCAGAUCAAGGCCUGGCAGAUCAUGCAGAGCUGCCUAUACGCAGGAGAGAAGUGCUCGUAUGAGCUCGUGUCGACGGCUCCUUACGUGAUCACCGCCACGCACACGUCUCCAACCACCAGGAAAGUGAGCGACCUUCAGUUCCUCCUCGAGCAGUCCACCAUCUGCAAAAUGAGUGGAGAGGCCAUAUCCGAGUUCUCCAAAGAUCCGGCUGAUAACGGCACAAACUACUGCAGCCUCCAGAAUCUGAUGGAUGGGAGUGACCUGAUCCACGCUGAGGGGUACAAACAGUUCAGCAACAAGUGGAUCUGUCCUGGGUUUGAUACCGCCAACUGCACCUUAUCUUAGGUGAAGAGGACUGGUUCUCAGCAGUGUGUUUUCUUCUUCUAUUCCUAUGUGUGUCAUUAAGAGUUCUGUGCAUUUGUGUGGAUUUAUAGUUGAAAAGUUGAAAAAGAAAUGCUUGUAAUUGCAGUUUUGAAUGAUUCAAGUCAACUUUUUUGUCUUUGAAAAACAGUUGUUGGUUUUAAAGGAGGCGUAUUAUGCUCAUUUUCCGGUUCAUAAUUUAAUUUGAGAUAGAAAAAAACAGUCACAUCAUGUUUUCUCAUGCUGUCCAGUGCAUGUACAUCAAAUGUACAUCAAGAAUUGAAUAGCAGGAUGCAUUCAAAACCAUGCAGUUCAACUAACUCUGUGUGGGUAUAUAACUAACAGACACCACACUGAAGAUAAUUAGUUCUCACUCAUUAGAAUCAGUUACUGUUGUUGUUUUUACACCAUGACCGUGAUUCUGCUUCACUCAAACAUCAUGUUCGUCAUCGACUGUGACUCGCUCAUCACUAUGACUGGGCCUGUGGAAACGAUUGUUCUGUAUCACAUAAAGUUAACAGAUCCUUCUGACAGACAUAACAUUGACAAAAAAAACAAAGAGAGACAAUUAAGCAGACAAGAUAUUACCUGAAUUGGUGUGAACAGUUAAACAAUCCUUUGAAAUGCCAACA
Messenger RNA from Acanthopagrus latus (yellowfin seabream), 1624 nucleotides. RefSeq lists its product as uncharacterized. The record is from RefSeq and is a predicted model, not a curated record. NCBI's taxonomy places the organism in Eukaryota, Metazoa, Chordata, Actinopteri, Spariformes, Sparidae. The transcript has 8 exons. The coding region runs from base 489 to 977 and encodes 162 amino acids.